AUGAGAUUAAACAACACAGAUGAUGCAGUCCAUUUGCUUGAUGAAAUUGAAGAAAGAAAUCUUCCCUCUUUCAAUGCUGCAAUUUCCGGGUUUUCUCGCAAUGGCCUGUUAGAACAUUCGAUUGCCAUUUUUCGACAAGCUUUAAUCGAAGGGAUCAGACCCAAUUCAGUUAGUGUAGCUGGUCUUUUACCUGCUUGUUCUAAGCUUCAUGGAAAGCUUAUUCAUGGCUUCUCUCUAAAAUCUGGCUUGAAUUAUGACAUUUUUGUAUCUACUGCUACUCUAACAAUGUAUGCUACAAACAGUGAUUUGGGCUCGGCGGAAAAAGUGUUUGGAUUGAUUCUAGAGAGAGAAAGGAAUGUCGUUUGUUACAAUGCAAUGAUAGCCACGUACCUGCAAAAUGGGGAUUUUGAUAGAGUGAUCAAAUUGUUUCGAGAGAUGCGAGAGAAACCCAAUUCAGUGACAUUCAUGACUGUUCUAUCGGCCUGUGCAGGAGCGUUGGCUCUGCAAUAUGGGAGAGAAAUUCAUUCUCUCUCUCUAAAAUUUGAAGGUGGUAACAGUGUCCUAACUGGGACAGCACUCAUAGACAUGUAUUCUAAAUGUGGGUUCAUAAACCAGGCUCAAGCAGUGUUCAAUACAAUGAGUGAGAGAAACACAGUCACAUGGAAUUCACUGAUAUCAGGGCUAAUACUCAAUGGCCAUCAUGAAGAAGCAAUGGACACUUUCUCUCUCAUGAAAACACAAGGAAUAAGGCUGGACUCGUCGACUUGGCUCGUUCUCAUCGGCGGGUUCUCUCGACAAAAGCUAGGCCAAGAGGCCCUGGACCUCUUUAGAGAGAUGCUAGCGAAAGGAGUGAAACCAUGCUUAAAAUCAAUCACAAGCCUCUUACAAGCAUGUUCUUCUCUCUCAAACCUUAGCCAUGGCAGAGAGAUCCAUGGCUAUACAGUGAGGUCUGGUUUAGACUCAGAUCACUUCCUCUUAACUGCCCUUGUUGAUAUGUACUCCAAAUGCGGGUCCAUGGACCGGGCGCAACGGGCCUUCAAUGAGGCCCAAUGGGCCCACGAUCCAGCCCCUUACAAUGCUAUGAUUGGUGGUUAUGGCAAGAAUGGACAAUUAGAUAUGGCCCUAAACAUCUAUAAUCAGAUGAUAGAGGAUGAUAUAAAACCAAAUUCAGCUACAAUAACCAGUGUUCUUUCAGUGUUUAACCAUGCGGGUGUGGUGGAUCAAGGGUGGAGAUUCUUCGAGGAGGUGAGGAGAGAGUACCAUGAGGAUCUGACCAUCGAUCACUAUGCUUGCAUGGCUGAUCUUCUUGGACGAGCAGGCAGGCUCGUGGAGGCUCGAGAGCUCAUAAGAGGCAUGCCUAUGAAGCCUUUGAACUCCAUGUUUGCUUCUCUUCUUGGGGCAUGCAGUCUUCAUUGUAAUGUUGAAAUAGGAGAAGAAAUGGCUGAUAUUUUGUUCGAAUUGGAGCCUGAGAACCCCGCGCCGGUUGUUGUUUUGUCAAAUAUAUAUGCGAAUUUGGGGAGGUGGGGGAGUGCAGAGAAUGCGAGGGAGAUGAUGAGAGAGAGAGGACUUAAGAAAGUCCCUGGUCGCAGUUGGAUAGGUUUGAAUUGUUAA
This is a messenger RNA of Amborella trichopoda, 1611 nucleotides long. Its product is annotated as pentatricopeptide repeat-containing protein At2g02750. Gene Ontology annotation, biological process: RNA modification. NCBI's taxonomy places the organism in Eukaryota, Viridiplantae, Streptophyta, Magnoliopsida, Amborellales, Amborellaceae. Gene Ontology annotation, molecular function: RNA binding; protein binding. The record is from RefSeq and is a predicted model, not a curated record.